CAAGUUAAGGAACAGUUACAGCAAAGAGAACGAUUGGAGGCCCAAGUUAAAGAACAAUCACAGCAAUCAGAACGACUAGAAGCCCAAGUUAAGGAAGAAUCACAGCAAAGAGAACGAUUGGUGGCCCAAGUUCAUAAACAGUCACAGCAAUCAGAACGAUUGGAAGCCCGAGUUAAGGAAGAGUCACAGCAAAGAGAACGACUGAUGGCCCAAGUUAAGAAACAGUCACAGCAACUAGAACGAUUGGUGGCACAAGUUAAAGACCAGUCAAAGCAAAGAGAACGAUUGGAGGCCCAAGUGAAGAAACAGUCACAGCAAAGAGAACAAAUGAUGGCCCAAGUUAACAAACAGUCACAGCAAUCAGAACGAUUAGAAGCCCAAGUUAAGGAAGAAUCACAGAAAAGAGAACGAUUGGAGGCCCAAGUUAAGGAACAGUCACAGCAAUCAGAACGAUUGGAGGCCCAAGUUAAGGAAGAGUCACAGAAAAGAGAACGACUGAUGGCCCAAGUUAAAAAACAGUCACAGCAAAUAGAACAAUUGGUGGCCCAAGUUAAGGAAGAAUCACAGCAAAGAGAACGAUUGGUGGCCCAAGUUAACAAACAGUCACAACAAUCAAAACGAUUGGAAGCCCAAGUUAAGGAACAGUCACAACAAUCAGAACAAUUGGAGGCUCAAGUGGGGAGCAGUCACAGCAGACAGAGCGAUCAGUGCUACCAAAUUAAGGAACAGUCACAGCAACCACAACGAUUGGAGGCCCAAGUAAGGAACAUUCAAAGCAGACAAAACCAUUUGAGGUUCCCAUUUCCGAAAGAGGUGGUACGAGAAGAACCAUUUUUGAUCCAAGAAGGGAACAGUCAAAGCGCACAGUUCCCAUUUCAGAAAGAGGUGCAGCAAUCAAACGAAUUUUUGGCCCAACAAACGCACAGUGACAGCAGACAGAACGAUUUGCUCUACCUUGGUAACGAAGAGUCACAACAAAGAGAACGAUCGGUGGCCCAAUUUAACAAACAGUCGCAGCAAUCAGAACGAUUGGAGGUCCAAGUUAAGGAACAGUCACAGCAACCACAACGAUUGGAGGCCCAAGUAAGGAACAUUCAAAGCGGACAAAACCAUUUGAGGUUCCCAUUUCCGAAAGAGGUGGUACGAGAAGAACCAUUUUUUUGUGUCCAAGAAGGGAACAGUCAAAGCACACAGUUCCCAUUUCAGAAAGAGGUGCAGCAAUCAAACGAAUUUUUGGCCCGACAACCGCACAGUGACAGCAGACAGAACGAUUUGCUCUACCUUGGUAACGAAGAGUCACAACAAAGAGAACGAUCGGUGGCCCAAUUUAACAAACAGUCACAGCAAUCAGAACAAUUGGAGGUCCAAGUUAAGGAACAGUCACAGCAACCACAACGAUUGGAGGCCCAAGUCCAAGUUAAGGAACAGUCACAGCAACCACAACGAUUGGAGGCCCCAGUAAGGAACAUUCAAAGCAGACAAAACCAUUUGAGGUUCCCAUUUCCGAAAGAGGUGGUACGAGAAGAACCAUUUUUGGUCCAAGAAGGGAACAGUCAAAGCACACAGUUCCCAUUUCAGAAAGAGUUGCAGCAAUCAAACGAAUUUUUGGCCCAACAAACGCACAGUGACAGUAGACAGAACGAUUUGCUCUACCUUGGUAACGAAGAGUCACAACAAAGAGAACGAUCGGUGGCCCAAUUUAACAAACAGUCGCAGCAAUCAGAACGAUUGGAGGUCCAAGUUAAGGAACAGUCACAGCAACCAUAA
Messenger RNA from Pocillopora verrucosa, 1767 nucleotides. NCBI's taxonomy places the organism in Eukaryota, Metazoa, Cnidaria, Anthozoa, Scleractinia, Pocilloporidae. The record is from RefSeq and is a predicted model, not a curated record.